CAAUAUGUAGGCAUUGCGUUAAAGCGCUGCUUGAAAAAUCUUCCAGCCAGAACACCGUGACCUUGCUGAGCCACCACGAGGGUACAGCAGGAGCUUUUUGGUUACGAUCGACUCUGUGCCAGCAGCUGACUCUUAGCCUGCUUUCUCUGGCCGAUUUCCUACACGCCUGAAAUCCUCCUUUUAGUUCGGAGUCCCUCCUUUAAAAAGCGGACAGGGGAAAGCAGCACUCUCCCUCCUACAGCUCCUGGGCCGAAGGGAACCUCGCUUCCCCCGGCGGCCCGGCUGCGGCGACCCCCGGAGCCCCUCUCCGGAGGAUGAGCGGCGGCGGCGGCGGCUCCCCGGCGGCCCCGAGCCCGGCCCUAUCGGGCCGCGGCGCUCGCAUCGCCGGGGCCGCCCCGGGGCUGCUGGACGAGGGCUUCGCCCUCUACCUCGCCGACCCCUUCGACAGGGAGCGCAACCCUGAGGGCGUGCUGAACCUGGGGACCAGCGAGAACACGCUUUGCUUUGAUCUGAUAGAGGAGAGACUCACAAGACCUGACAUGAAUUAUCUGCAGCCUGAUCUCUUCCAGUAUUCUGAUGCACAAGGUAUUAGAAGCUUCAGAGAAGAAAUUGCCAAAUUUCUUACUGAUUAUGCCAGAGCUGCAAAAGAACUUAAUCCAGAAAAUAUAACUGUUAUGAAUGGCUGUUGUGCUGUUUUUGCUACUUUGUCAACUGUAUUAUGUGACCCUGGUGAUGGAUAUCUUAUUCCAGCUCCUUACUAUGGUGGUAUAAAUUCAAAAAUGUGGUUAUAUGGUGAACUACAGCCUGUUCAUGUGCCCUUGUUCAGUGAGGUGACUGAUGAAGAAAGUCACCCUUUCCAGUUAACAGUUGAAAAAUUGGAAGCUGCAUUACAGAGAGCUAAAAAGCAGGGCAUCCGGGUCAGAGCAUUAAUCCUGAUCAACCCUCACAAUCCCUUAGGGGACAUUUACCCAGCACAAUUACUGAAGGAAUGUCUAGACUUUGCACACAGAUAUGAAUUGCAUGUAAUCAUGGAUGAAAUAUACAUGUUAUCUGUUUAUGAUGAUAUCACCUUCACCAGUGUCCUUAGCUUAGAAAGUUUACCAGAUCCAGAACGUACUCAUUUUAUGUGGGGUUUUAGCAAGGAUUUUGGUAUGUGUGGUAUCAGAGUUGGAGUACUGCACACCACAAAUCAUGAAAUUCAGAAAGCUGUUAAUCAGCUGGCUGUCUUCCAUAGCUGUCCUGGACCUGUUCAGCAUGUUCUCAGUCAAUUCCUUAAGGACAGAGAUUGGAUGGAUAAUGUGUUUUUUCCCACCAAUAAAAAGCGACUUAAGGAAGCACAGAAGCUCCUUGUGGAUGGACUUGCAGAUAUUGGAGUACCUGUGCUCAAAAGCUCAGGAGGACUCUAUGUGUGGGCAGACUUCAGAAAAUUCUUAAAAUCACAGACAUUUGAAGCUGAACUCGAACUAUGGCAGAAGCUCCUUGAUAAGAAACUCCUGAUUAGUCCUGGAAAAGCUUUUUGUUGUUAUGAGCCUGGAUGGUUUAGAUUGGUUUUCUCCAAUUCUGUAGAUAAGAUUUACUUAUGUAUUAAGAGACUUGAAGAAAUGCUACACACCAAUGAUGCUGAGCCAGUUCCAAACAACGCAUCCUCAUUAACAAAACACUCAGAACAAGAUCAUUAUUUGUCAUUAUUAUUAAAAUAAAUGCAUAAAUAGCACAGCAAGUGACUAGGUCCAUUCCCUUUUACUUACACAACUUGUAUGACUACAGUAAGCUUUAGGACCCCAAGUGAAUGUGGAAAUUGUAUUCUUGAUAGUAAUAUGGCCUUUGCACUCAUAUUCAUGUCAUUUAAGCUUGGCAAGUUUACGCUGUUUGUGCUGAGAACAUCAAGGUAAAUUAUCGUCCUUUCAGCAAUAAAGUCUAUAGAAUCAUAAAAUAAGCGGAGGUUGGAAGGUACCUCUGGGCACUGCUGGUCCAGAACCCCUGUGUGGAGCAGGGUCAGCCUACAGCAGGAUGACCAGGAACAGUGUCCACUUGGGUUCUGAGUAUCUGCAAGGAUGGAGGCUCCACAGCCUCUCUGAGCAGCCUUUCCCAGGCUUUUCUGCCCAUUGCCUCUUGGCACUGGAUGCCCUGAGAAGAACCUGGCUCCAUCACCCCUAUGCCCUCUUGUUGGGUAUUUACAGAGAAUGAUGUUAGCUCCCAGAGCCUUCUCUUCUCCAGGCAGGCUGAAGAGUCCCAGCCCUCAGCCAUUCCUCCUAUGGCAGAUGUUCCUGCCCCUUUGGCAACUCUGUGGAAUUAUGUCAGUGGGCCCAUGUCUCUUUGUACAGGGAAACCCAGAGAAACAUUCAGCCUGAAGAAGAGGAGGGCUGGGGGGAGGACUCCUAAAUGUAUAAAUACUACAAAGGUGGCUGCAGAGAGGAUGGAACCAGAAGCCCCCCUACCCAGUGUCACACUGGCCUUCGUUACACUACUUUCUAGCAGAGCAAAAGGGACUGUGUUGUUGCUUCUACAUCAAAGUAUUGCAAGGAGUUCCGGACCAGCACAGAAUCAGACAGAAAUACUACUGUUCACUAAAUACCGGGGUGAGCUUGCCACGUCCUCAUGUCAAGGUCUCCACUUAAUCAGGGUGAGCCAUAGGUCAUUGUAAAUAGGCUACACUUGACUUUACGGCCUAGAGAAGAAGGACAUCGCAACAUAAGUUGCUGUAAUUACCCAAUGGCACUUGUCACUAGCAAGAGCCUGAUAUGGAUGCAUUAAUUUUCAACAUACCAUUUCUGCUUACCUCAGCAAGGGAGUGAACAAGCCUCAGCUGGGAUCUGCAAACUUUGCAGGUAGGCAAGAAGCAGUUGCUUUUGGUUUUGCUUCAGUCUAUGUACCUGCGUGUUUGCAUUUCCUCCAGUGUGUGAUCAGUUUCAUCAGAGUGAUCGUAGAGAAGAGAAGGGCGGAAAACCUCAGGGCUUACCUAGCAGUGGUCCCUUACUUAGCAGCUUGGAAGCAAAAUUUGGGAACAAAGAUCUAAGAAGACACUGAGUGUGAAACAGGAGGUGUUGGACUCGGCAUCGUAGAAGGCUGUUUGCUCGCCUUGCUGCAGACACCGCACUGCCACCCCACCCUUGGCUCUAAGCAAGACAUUCAUAAAGGUGGGAAAUACAGGGAAGAAACAACCCAACACCGACCAUGCUGUGUGAGGACUGUAUGAAGGAAAGGUCUGUGCAUCGGAAACGAACUUGGACGUGGGAAGCCCCUAACAAACGAAAGGAUGAAGACCUGCUGACGUACUACCUGCGUUGUCAGGAUGCAAAAAAGAGAUGUUUAAAUCAAGACCGGGAAAACUUUUUCCAUCUGCCUGUUUCUGACUCAGUGAUUAGAGACAUUAAAGUACUUCAGGCAUUCAUCAAGAAGUAUGAACCACGUGGAGCCACUUUUAGCAAAGAAGAAGUUGUUAUCAUCAGUGAAGACUAAAUAAAGUUUGCAAACUGAGAUCAUCAAUGUACCCAUACUACGAUGGAGACUCAAACUAAGUCAAUGUGUUUCCGUGUGGUGGAGAUAACCAGAAUUACUUAAUUACGUUAAUUUGGAGAGACAUACUUAAGUAGAUAAGAGAUGCACCAAUUCUAUCUGUGUGAUAAUCAAUUAAAACCGUAAUUUGGUUGUAUAAUCUUUCUAAUCCAACAGCUGUGGAGAGGAGGUAAAGCUACAGUACUACAGCUACACUUAUUUUUGUUCUCACUACUGUAAGACCAGGAAGGAUUUGUUAAGCAGUAUAUACAAGAUAUCAGUAACCACAAUAAAUGUGUCCAGUCUGCAUUUCCCUUCUCUUUCCAGCAUUUCUUUUGGAGAAGAAAAGCUUGAACUGAGAUUUGUUCUGCUUUCUGAGGUAUUAAGAGACUUUAAGAAAUGCUGCACACCAGUGAUGCCGCACCAGUUGCAAACAACAAAUCCUUUCCUGCUGACACUUUAUGCAAUCCAAAAAGCCUGCACUUCUCCUGGCAAACCUUCAAACACACCAUGCGAUGAUGUCUCCCAGCUAAAAAAUACACUUGUUUAUUGAAAUCAUACAUGCAUGUCAUGAUUUGAUGAAAUUAAUCAUGUUUAUGUUUACUAAAGGAGUGUAUAUCUUCGGUAUGUUCUGCUGUAACCUUGCGUAAUAGUCUCACUUUGUUGUGGCCUGGAAUUACUGGACUUGCAAGUGGACUUGAAGGAAACUGAGCCUCCUGGGUGCUCUGAAAUUCACCCCUGCUAAGUACAGUCCUCAGUUUUAUUCCAUUUCAAGUAUGCUCAUUGUCAGUGAAAUCAGUAAGUCAUACAUAUAUAUUUGCACACUUGUUGGGUUAUGAAAUUUGGAACACACCGACAAAAAUUGGUGCUCCUAUUACUGUGUACCAGGGACUCUAUACGUUAAUCAUGAGACUAAACAUACUGAUCAGGUGAUAUUUAAAUUUUGUUAUUUUGUUUUGGUAGCUGGUGAAAUGUCUUUGUAUAUUCUUGGGAUCAUACGCAUCUUACAACACCAAAUACAUCUUUCUGUAUAUGUCUGCUAGUGAGGACUGUUUGAGAAAGCCUUCAGAUUUUUGCCUUCCAGGAUCCCCUUCAGAUUACUUCUGUGUGCCUGUAUUCACUGCAAACAAUCAGCCUCUUCAAUCAUAUUUUCAUACAUUAAAUGCAAUAAAACCUUGUUGAUCUGUAA
This is a messenger RNA of Anas platyrhynchos (mallard), 4684 nucleotides long. Its product is annotated as 1-aminocyclopropane-1-carboxylate synthase-like protein 1. The record is from RefSeq and is a predicted model, not a curated record. NCBI's taxonomy places the organism in Eukaryota, Metazoa, Chordata, Aves, Anseriformes, Anatidae. Gene Ontology annotation, molecular function: transaminase activity; pyridoxal phosphate binding. Gene Ontology annotation, biological process: biosynthetic process; amino acid metabolic process.